UUGAGAGUCUACUGGUAGUCUGCAGCAAUGGAGACGUCUGGAGAUACUCCGGAGGAUUCGUAUGCUCAAGUUGUCUAUAUCAUACCCAACACGUGACUUAGUGCCAAUGGUAACCAAUCACAAACCCUAACAGUUCACUCAAUCACACCAAGUCAUCAGGUUAAGUGUGCUUUAUUGCCCUGACCGACAUGCAUUCGCCACCACCGACUCCGAUCCAUCCGUCGAAAGAAAAGAUUUCGGCUUCUCGAAUGCGGUCUGACCCAUGGUUGGACAAUUGGUUCCCUUUGAGCCGUCCACUUUUUCUUUUUUCUCUCAAUCAUGUAGUUGUCGACGUCUCUAUCAGGCAAGGUUCGUUGGAAAAGUCUGAGUUUAGUAUGGUUGUCAUUGGACCACAGCAUUCCGGGCCGAGACGUCCGAACAUUUUCCUCGUGGAGCGAUACGGAAUACACUCGGUAUAUGUACUUGAGGGGAGAGCGUCUCAAUGUUUCGCAUCGAACAUUUCUCAACUGUAGAAAUUUGGAUGGGAACUGUCAAUUCUGAUUGCAAG
Molecule: messenger RNA, 547 nt
Organism: Aspergillus glaucus CBS 516.65
Lineage: Eukaryota; Fungi; Ascomycota; Eurotiomycetes; Eurotiales; Aspergillaceae
Exons: 2
Coding region: 189-512 (107 amino acids)
Source: RefSeq, a predicted model, not a curated record